Molecule: messenger RNA, 2304 nt
Organism: Terrapene triunguis (Three-toed box turtle)
Lineage: Eukaryota; Metazoa; Chordata; Testudines; Emydidae
Product: store-operated calcium entry regulator STIMATE-like
Exons: 8
Coding region: 1-828 (275 amino acids)
Cellular component (GO): membrane
Source: RefSeq, a predicted model, not a curated record
AUGCCUCUCCCUGCCUCCCCGCAGCCCGCUCCGGGCCCCGCCCGGCCCGUCGCCGUGACCGAGACCGGGCUCCUGGGGACCCCAGUGAAAAUCCCGCCGCACGGCUGCAACAGCGGGGCGCUGCUGGGCAGGCUCGGGGUGCUCGUCCAAGCCCUGCUGGCCACGGCGGCUUUCAGCACCCUGAUGUUAAAGCGCUUUCAGGAGCCAAAAGAAGAGAGGCGUCCCUGGAGGAUCUGGUUUUAUGAUACCUCCAAGCAAGCAAUAGGUGCCCUCUUCAUCCAUUUUGCUAAUGUUUUCCUGUCUGGUCAUACUGCAGAAGAUCCCUGCUCUCUGCAAGCUGGACUUAGUGACGAGUUGUUUGCUAUGCAUCAAAGAUCACAAAAUGACUUCAAGCUUCCUUUUCCAGGUGACCCUCCACAAGCUGCUGCCUGGAUUGGCCAGUGCAUCCUCUACUUGCUGAUAAUGGUCUUUGAGAAGACUGUGGUAAGCCUUGCCCUGUUCAUCCCUGGCUGGACAAAGCUUCAGGAGAUCUUACUGGAUUAUAUCCCAGACCCUCAGCUAGAGCUCGUCCUGGUCAUGUUCAUUGUGCCUUUCACAGUCAAUGCUGUUAUGUUCUGGGUCGUGGACAGUUUGAUCAUGAGGAAGUAUAAGCAGACGGACAGCCUUGAAGGCAGCAGGUCCAUAGAAAACCCCGUGAGGAAUGAAGAAUCCCAGGCGUUGCUCUGUCCUGACUUGGAUUUUGAUCAGUCUGAAAGUGAUGAAGACCUCUCAGGACUCCAAGGACCCAGCCAGAAAAUGAGACAGCCAGGCUAUCAGGUGGUACUUUAAUAGCGACUUCAAACUGAGCCAAGUGGAGAGAGUACCAACCAAGAAAACAGCAAUAGAGACUUUUGUAGAAAACUGGACUUUGAUCUGAUGUUAGAAGCUGGGGGGGGGGGGUGCUAGUUUAUUGCACAGUUAAAUGGAGAUCACAUGCUGGGACUAGGCAGAUCUAUCCUUUGCAGUUAUUUUCCUGAUGGCGUUUCUGUACCUUCUGCAUUCUUGUUGCCCAGUGUGGUGGCUGGCUCUACGUACACCGUUAACUCCUGCUGUACCUGUAUUUGUCUCUAAACUGGACACUCCUAAUCAUAUCAUGGUUAGGACUGUGGAGUUAUAUUUCUGUGGCUGGCCAGCUGGCUGUAGAGUUUGUCAGGAUGGUAGCAUAAGUCAAAAUACUAGAUCUUUUAAUAGGAUUUAUGAUUUAUCUUGUACUAACUGUACUGUGACACUUUCUCUAUGCACAGCUUGCUCGUAAAUAACUCACUUGUAAAAAGUAUUUAAAAAUGUCUUUGGGGUUGGACUGAUCAUUCCACUGAAUCUGACUUUUUUUUACUGUUUUAUAGGGAUUGUAAUAAAAGUUUGACUUAAAGUUGCUUCAUUUUUGGAAUGCAUUCCCGCGCCUAAUGUUUUGCAAAGAGAGGAUGUUACAAAUGAGAUGGCUCCAUUCUAAAUUCUCACUUGCAGGGACUUGCUGCUUGCUUUGCAUUGCCAUAUCCGAACUGGAACUGUCCUGCCUUGGCCCAGAAGUUAAUCUGGUUAAAAAUCUAUGCAGUCACUUGGGUUAAUGACGUGGGGAAAAGCUGUUUUUCUAAAGCCAAAAUUUUCAAAAAUCGAUGUCUAAAGUGAUCUCUAAAAUAAAGCCUUAUUUAAACAGGAAAGUUCAUCUGUGCAGGAGACGGACCGACCCCUGGGAAAGCUAACACCUGUAGAACAAACUCUCUCAGGAAGGACCUACGCACUGGCCCAAACCUUGCCACCUUCUGCUUCAAAUGCAAGGGACCCUUCAGCCUACCAUAAACACAGAUCAGCAUGUGCACCCUACCAAAACAUUCUAUUGCAUGCACAAUUCUCCCCCAUGGGAGAGGGAAGAGAGAAUGAACCGCACAUGACCGAUAUUAAUCAACUUGCUUAAUGCAUAACUGGAAGGCAUUCAGAUUCUACAGUAAUCCAAGCAUCCUAGAAGUGUAGGACUGGAAGGGACCUUGAGAGGUCAUCUAGUCCAGUCCCCUGCACUCAAGGCAGGACCACGUAAGAAUGUGUGGUAUAAGAAUGGAAAUAUUGAUGCUGCUUAAAAGAAUUUGUGAUCCAAAACCCAUUCUCUUCAAGGGAGAGAGGGCUUCAAAUCACACCGAACACACAUUGGAUGACACGCUUCUCAAAAUGCACCCACUGGCAGAGCUUAGUGCCUUCACUGGGAACUCUCUAGCUCUCGGCCCUUUGGCUUAUAGGUCAAUUAGGGAUUGUCUAAAUGAGUACUUGAUUCAG